GUUGGCCAUUACGUGCGACCAUUGACGUCGAAAUACAUCGGCGAUCGCUCGAGCACAGAUCAAAGUGUGAAUGGACAACGAAACGCAAAGGUAAUGUAAUCGCACAACCGAUAACAGCGUUCCUAUUUUGUUGCACGAAGAUAACGUACGUAGCGCAACAUUGGAGCAGCUCGACUACGGCUGUCUGUCGUAAGUCAAACGCAAUCGCGAAGGCCGACGCGUUGAACGUGCGCGGUAUGUGUUUGUCAUGGUCUUCCUCUUAUAUAAGUGCCGCUACCACGGAAUUACGCACGACAGUGUCAGUGCGUUCAUCACGAAGUGAACAUUCGCGCGGUAAGAUAAACGCUCUCUAUAUAUACGUCGCGUAAUCGAGAGAUCUGCCGCGGCUAAUUCGAUGCAAAAUUCACGGAAUUUAACUUAAAGUAAACGUCACGUAACAGUGUAAAGUACAAUGGAAGACCCGCGAUAAUUUUACUUAUAUUUGUGUCAAAUCCAUAAGCACGAUAAGAAAAAUUACUUCACAUGCAAGGAAAUGCUUUACAACGAUCGAUUAAGAUAUUAUGACGUGUCGUAACUUUGCACUCUGAAUCGCAUUACCUGCGAUAUUGUACCUGUUAACUGCUUCUCGAGAUAGCGAGUCGCAACCGUCGUGUUGUAAUACAAUUCGUGAGACCGAUAUAACUUGCACUAGAAACACCGUAAACAUGAGUGGCGGCGGAUACAAUAGAAACAUCUUUACGUAUGACACGCUAGUGCACGCGAUAUCCGGUGCAGCGGGUAGCGUCGUCGCGAUGGCAACCUUUUAUCCCUUAGAUACCGUACGAAGCCGUUUACAAUUGGAAGAAGGACGUCAAUCGAAAAAUACAUUGGCUACUUUACGAGACCUUGUUGCGAAAGAAGGACCGUAUACGCUGUACAGAGGUAUCGUCCCCGUUUUGCAGAGUCUGUGCGCGAGUAACUUUAUAUAUUUCUAUACAUUCCACGGUUUAAAACAGCUGAGAAGUAAAAGGAAUCAAACGGCUGGCAACGAUUUGCUUCUCGCGUCAAUCGCUGGUGUUAUCAAUGUCCUCACCACGACACCCCUGUGGGUUGUGAAUACGAGAUUGAAGAUGAGAGGCGUUGGACUUGCUCCAGAAAGAAACAACAAUGAAUAUACUACUCUGUACGAUGGUCUCGUGCAUAUAUGCAAGUAUGAAGGUUUGAGACAGCUGUGGGCAGGAACAAUGCCGAGUCUUAUGCUCGUCGCGAAUCCGGCCAUUCAAUUUAUGACGUACGAGAGCAUUAAGAGACGGAUAAUCGCGUCCUUUGGCGAUGCUCAACCGCCAGCAUGGAUGUUCUUUAUUAUGGGAGCGAUAGCGAAAACGGUUGCCACGUCGUUGACGUAUCCCCUGCAGCUUGUGCAAAUGAAGUUGAGGCAUGGGGACAAAUAUCCUAAUUUACCUCCGGAUGCAGGAACGUUGCAAAUACUAUUUCACAUUCUAAAGAAGCAAGGAAUAAGUGGCUUGUAUAAAGGAAUGGAAGCUAAACUUUUACAAACGGUUCUUACAGCCGCUUUGAUGUUCCUAGCUUACGAGAAAAUUGCACGAUUUGUUUUCCGAAUACUUAUGCACAAACCACAUCUCAGAUAACAAUUUAUUUCCAAUGAUAGUAUUAAGAAACAAACUUAAUAUAAGUGUGGAAUCAUAAAUCAAGUUUUAUACAUUCCUACGUAUAUACGUAACAUAUGUAUAACAUAUGUUAUCUUUUACUGUAUAAUUUUAUGGAUAAAUAAAAUGGUAUUGUGAAUUUA
This is a messenger RNA of Monomorium pharaonis (pharaoh ant), 1789 nucleotides long. It is a transcript of the gene PMP34, whose product is annotated as peroxisomal membrane protein PMP34. NCBI's taxonomy places the organism in Eukaryota, Metazoa, Arthropoda, Insecta, Hymenoptera, Formicidae. The coding region runs from base 705 to 1628 and encodes 307 amino acids. Gene Ontology annotation, molecular function: NAD transmembrane transporter activity; ADP transmembrane transporter activity; ATP transmembrane transporter activity. Gene Ontology annotation, cellular component: peroxisomal membrane. The transcript is spliced from 9 exons. The record is from RefSeq and is a predicted model, not a curated record.